AGUGUCCAUAUCAUAAUCAUUCGUUAAUCAAACCACAAAAUCUAACUUCCACCAAAGGAAAAAAAAGAAUGGAAUUAGUUGAAGAGAUGGGUGAAAAAAGAGUUGUGGUUGACAAAGCUUUUCUCUACGAAGAAGACAAACCACUUACCGUCUGCAAAACCUCUCUGUUCCACACCGGUGAUGGUUUCGCCGCCUACGACUGUCACGGCGAUAUCAUCUUUAGGGUCGAUUCAUACGGACCCGGCACAAGAGAUGACGAUGAGUUUGUCCUCAUGGACGUCACCGGUAACUGUCUCCUCACCGUUAAACGAAAGAGGCCGACUCUUCACCAGAGAUGGGAAGGUUUUCUCGGGGAGAGAUCAGAUGGCCAGAAACCGAUCUUCAGUGUCCGGAGAUCGUCGAUAAUCGGACGGUGCACGAUGGAAGUAGAGGUUUACGACGAAACAGGAGAAGAGUACACCAUAGAUGGUGACUUCUCGCAACGAAGCUGUCUCAUACACGACACGAAGAAGCGAACUGUGGCUGAGAUCAAACGCAAAGUGGACGCGUCAACGAACGUGAUGCUUGGACGAGAUGUGUUCACUCUAGAGAUUAAACCUGGUUUCGACGGUGCUUUCGCGAUGGGUUUGGUCCUUGUGCUUGACCAGAUCAACGGUGAUGAUCCAGUUGAGAUUGGUGAUGAACAGGUGCACCCUUUUGUAGAGGACAUUUGAAGCUGUUUGUGUAUCAUUGUGUAAAAGUAAAACACACAAAGUUGCUACGUUGCAUAUUAUAGCCUGUCUCUAGAAAUUUGUUGACUAGCUAUAUAUAUGUGAUAUUUUACAAGUUUAUUUUGUCAACUAAUUUUAUUAUAUAUACAGAAACUGUUUAAAUUUUUGAUUUGUA
Molecule: messenger RNA, 885 nt
Organism: Raphanus sativus (radish)
Lineage: Eukaryota; Viridiplantae; Streptophyta; Magnoliopsida; Brassicales; Brassicaceae
Product: protein LURP-one-related 12
Exons: 2
Coding region: 69-713 (214 amino acids)
Source: RefSeq, a predicted model, not a curated record